CUUAUUACCCAAAUGUGAUACGGCCAAAACCGCCCACAUUUGGUCUUCCUUGUAUUCUCACGAACUUUUGUUGAGAAAGAUAAAAGAGGAAGAAAUGCGUGAAAAUCCCAAACUUAGAAACGCCUUCAAAGCUUCCAAAGAAUCAUCAAGUGAAGAGUCAAGUGAAUCAAGUGAUGAUUCAAGUGACUCAAGCUCUACGGAAGAGUCAAAUGAUGAAGAAGAUGAAGAGAAGACAAUGAGAAUGAAGUAUACGGAUUUCCUCAAAUGGAAGAAGUAUGUGAAGAGGAAAGAAGUAUACUCAAAGCCGAAAAAAGAACGGCAUAAGCCAAGCGAAGCUGAUCAAAUCUGCGGUCAUUGUAAGAAGAAAGGACACCAAGUAGACUCAUGCUUCAAACUGCAUGGAUUCCCCGAGUGGUGGCCACCGGGGAAUGACCGCGGGCGUGGCAGCAACCGUGGACGUGGCUCCGGGCGUGGGGGACAUCGCGGAGGCCGCGGCGGAAGAGGAACAGACGGGAAGGGCAGCGGACAGACGACAGCAGCGCACGCUGUAACUGCCGGCGACGGAGGAACAUCCAGACUUCUUGACUUUGAAAAUCUCACACCUUCUCAGUGGGAUACAAUUCGUCACGCUCUAUCUGUGUCAUCUACUCCAUAUGUUACUCCCGAAACAUUAACAGAUAAAGAGACCGAUCAACAACUUCCAGUGCCGGAUGGUCCAUUCCCAAUGGAAGAUGAUUUGAUCACACGGCUCCCAAAACAACCCGAUGCUGCAACACCUACAGUCUUCGACACCGCCACCAGCGACACAGCUCCGGAGCCCCUUCAGGCCAGCGAAGACACAACACCUGUAGCAGCAGGCGACGUGACGACAUCCAGCGCUGCCAGCACUGGCGGCAGCACCAGUGAUGAGUUGAAGGACCCACUACCCGACGAGGCAGCAUCCACUGCCGCCGAGACAGCACCCACUCCAGAAGCUGAUAUGAUUUCCAAACCACGAAUGUUCUGAGAUGCACGAUAGUCGAUUAUCACUUUUAUGAUAAUCGAUUGUUGGAAAUGACGGGGUAAAUAUGGCGGUGAUGAAGGAGUUCUUUUUGGUGUUUUGAUUUAUGAAGAUAGAAUAGAAUGUGGUAUAGGAAGAGAAAAUGGAGAGGAACGAAAUGGAUAGAGAACAAGGAUGGAUAAACCAAAUAAUGAAUAAGAGAUAAACACACUCUUAUUAUAUUUGGGGCUGAUAUCUAUUUCACACAAUAAUAAUCACUACUAAUGUAUAAAAUAGACUCCUAACACACACUCAAAAGUAGCCAACUUUAGAGAUAUUUCAUUAGGAAAUUUGGUUAAAAUAGUAUCACACUAUUUUAAGAGAAUACUCAAAAGAGUAAACAAAGUUUUUCAUUCAAUACAAUCUGGUGUACAAU
This is a messenger RNA of Cuscuta campestris, 1415 nucleotides long. The record is from the annotation of a GenBank genome assembly. Lineage: Eukaryota; Viridiplantae; Streptophyta; Magnoliopsida; Solanales; Convolvulaceae.